Molecule: messenger RNA, 3009 nt
Organism: Pseudozyma flocculosa PF-1
Lineage: Eukaryota; Fungi; Basidiomycota; Ustilaginomycetes; Ustilaginales; Ustilaginaceae
Exons: 5
Coding region: 1-3009 (1002 amino acids)
Source: RefSeq, a predicted model, not a curated record
AUGAGCUGCAUGAAACCCAACUACUACGUCAAGAAGCCGCCGAGGAAGCGCGAGGCCGACCAGCCUGGCCUCGACGCCUUCCUCCGGCCCCAACAGCGCCGCCGUCCCGAAGCAUCCACCGACACCGCUCAGCCCGCGAAUCUCGCUCAGCCCGCGAACCUCGCUCAGCCCGCGAGCCUCACUCCGGGCAACAAGCAGACCGUCGCUGGCUCUGCGAUCCCAAGCGGCCGUGAUGCAGCAGCCGGUACUCUACCUGGCUGCUCGAUCAGCGUUAGCUCCAGCAAGGACGCUGUCGAUACGGCUCGAGGCGUCCCGCGCUCAAGCAGCGCCAUGCCCAGCAGCACCAUCUCUUUGCCCACCCCCUUUUCCUGGCGCAGCAGCAAAAGUGCCUGUGGCAGCGUCGUCGCCACCCCCCGCAUCACGCAGGAAACGAGCAGCGGCGCCAUUACUACCGGCCAACAGCGCGCGCACGCCCAAGACACUGAAAUCUCGACUCUAGCUAGCAACCCAGACGAAGCAGCUCCCUCGCCGGUCGAAAUGCAGAGCCUUUUCUCGCAAUCGUGCAGCGGCGGCGGCUCGAGCAAGGAAGGUGUCGAUCCCGCAUCGGUCUUCCCUUCGGCGGCGAUGAGCCAGAGCAGUCUUCCUGAGGAGCUCAUGGGUCUCUGCAGCGCAGGGCCGGAGACCACGAGCAGCAUCAGCAGCGCCGAGCUGAACGUCACCAGCAGCGUAAGAAGCGCAGAGCUGCAGACCACGAGCAGCGGCAGCAGCCGGGACAAAGAGGCCGUCACCACCAAAAGCGCAGCGUCGGCGAGUGGAGAGCCCGGCGAUCAAGUCGACGCCAUCAUCGCUGCAGCCAUGGCGACCCGCCCCAAAGUGAGCUUUGCAGACUGGCUCGGCAGCACCGCCUCCGCUUGCCACGGGCCUACGGAGCCGAAGGGGACGAGUGCCAUCGAUUCGAACUGGGUCGACAAGGCACUUGCUUCCGAGGCCAGCAAGGCCGCUGAAUCCAGCAGCACUAUCGGACCGAGAAAGAAAGGAUCGCGCAAGAAGCACGUCGUAGCCAAGGGGGGACACUUGCCCUUGGUCCUGGCCGCCGUGUCAGACGAAGCGGUAGUGCACUGGAAGCCAGUAUACAUCGGCGGCCCCGAAAGCAGGAUCCUUUUCAUACCCGAGUGCAUGUCUCGAUCGCAAUUCUCGCAGCGAUACCAGGGCUGCCCAGCGGUCUGGACAGCGGAGGCCGCAGACAGCUAUGCCGAGCUUCAGUCGCUUCGGCAGCUCCUCGCCCUCGCCCAAGCCGACGCAGGAUCCACCAUCCUCAAAGCCUUUACAGAGACCUGCACACGGGGGCGAGCCAAGACGAUCGCCCAGGUCACCAAAAAGCUUGGUCGCCAAAUGUCAUCCACAAAGGGCACCAGGGAGGAACUCGGCCCCAGGGUAAUCUCCGCUGCGAGAGAGCUUGGUCGAGUCAAAUUGGAGACCGCUCUGAUGGCGCGCAAGGGGAGGCACGAUAUCGCGUUCGUCAAGAGCCUCGACGAAGAAGUACAAGCUAUCCCUGGGCACAUCUUUGAUGUGGUGCGCAUGACGGAUUUCCUCGGCAGAUCCACCGCCGACAUCGACCCUGGUGCGAAGGAUGGGGACGCCGCCUGGGCUAUGAUCCCGGAGCUCACAAAGCUUCUCAAGGUCGUGAAAGAUCCUGUGGCUCUCGUCGAAUCCAAGUGGAACAAGAUGGAGCUCGCAUACAUGACCUGCAUCGCAUUGCGCCAAAGCGCAGAGCACCCGAGCUUUUACUACCUGAAUGCCUCAUCUGGUGCGAAUUCUCGCCACGAGAUGGCCACGCUUCUCGUCAACGCUCUGCUCUCGCCCCUCCCCCCCUCGAAGCGUUCAAUUGCCGCCCUCGCUCCGCCAACCCUUCGGCAAGAAUACGAAAAGCACGCCGACAAGACCAAGAGACUGUACAAAGAAAAGCGUGGUGAGCGGCAGGCGAAGAACCUUUGCCUGAACAUCGCUUGCGACGGCCGGUUCAAGCUCGUCGGGGGCGUCUGCCCCAACAAGGCCAACCAUGGUCAAGGCCGCCUCAAUUUCCGGACCGAUAUCCGUCUGAAGGCUUCAAAGGCAGUUGACACCAUCCGAGAGGAAGACGGAGCUCGCGGCUGCAGCCACGGGGACAAGGAUCGCGACGCCGAGGUCGACGAAUUGUACGAUCUGUUCGUCAAGACCUACGAGGAGGCGGACGGCAUAUGCGAGAUGUGCGGGGUCGUCCUUACCGCAUGGGAUGCACAGGGGCUCGGAUAUCCCUUCUACCGCGCCUCGUUCGAUCGGAUCGAGCCAGGUGUCCGCGGCGGACGCUACGAAGAAGGCAACGUACAGUGCACAUGCUGGGGAUGCAACGCGACGAAAGCGGACCUCGACAAAGAAGAGAUGGAAACCGUAAUCAUUCCAUCGAUCAUCGACACAAGCGACUCGCUUCUGGAAGAUGGCAUGCUCCAGCCGACGCCCUUCGUGCCGCUGAAGAUGAACGCCAAGGACCGCGCCGACUUCAGGAGCUGGUUCGAGAAGAAGCGGAGCCAGAGGACUAGUACGAACACCUCGAUCAAGAAAGGCAAGAAGCCCGGGAAGAUCAAGGAAUUCAGUCUGACGGAGGCCGAGGUCGAGGACAUGGUCGCUCGCAACUUUGCCGGCAACGGCCGCGUGCGAGACUGCACCGGCGCGGUCUUCGACCUUGAGCACAUCUCGCUCGAUCGCCUCGACAACGACAAAGGCUACGUUCGCGGCAACGUUCGGCUUAUGCUCAGGGGCCUGAACCUUCUGAAGAAGCUGGACGACGACCACAAAGUCGCCGCGUACAUCGACCAUCUUCGCAGCACCUUCCCGUCGGGCGACGCCUACGUCGCCUGGGUCUCAAGCGCUAGGGACGAGGCCGAGGCCGGUCCGUCGAGGCAGAUCCGGGAGCCGAGCGUCCCCGAGGCUGGCACGUCAAGGCAGGAGGCCAAGGAGCGCAGCACGGCUUGA